Exophiala bonariae is the source of this 1542-nucleotide messenger RNA. RefSeq lists its product as uncharacterized. Gene Ontology annotation, biological process: mRNA splicing, via spliceosome. Gene Ontology annotation, molecular function: zinc ion binding; RNA binding. The record is from RefSeq and is a predicted model, not a curated record. The transcript is spliced from 2 exons. Gene Ontology annotation, cellular component: spliceosomal complex; nucleus. NCBI's taxonomy places the organism in Eukaryota, Fungi, Ascomycota, Eurotiomycetes, Chaetothyriales, Herpotrichiellaceae. The coding region runs from base 1 to 1542 and encodes 513 amino acids.
AUGCUUGUUGAGGAUCAAAGAUUCCUCCAUGAGGAUUUGGAGCGGCUUGAGCAAGGUGUCACAGACAGAAUCGCCGAGGGCUCCAGAAAUAUAAAAGACAGAUUAAAUCGAGACCACCAGAUUAACGGCUUCCUCACGCGAAUACAAGAACAGUCGAAACGGCUCCUCGAUAUUUACAAAGAUGCGGACGGCGCACGAAUAAAAGAAGUGCAGAGUCUUUCCACUGGCGAUCCAUUUGAGGAGUUUUACAAACAAUUGGAAGAGGUCAAGGACUUCCACCGGCGGUACCCUAAUGAGACGGUCGAGAACUUAGAGCGCGCAUAUAAACGCCGGCGGCCUGAUGAGGGAGAACCAGUUGUCUCCGAGGUGGACAACAUGUUUACGGGCGAAGAGUCGAACGGAAGAUUUCUCGAUCUGAUAACUCUGCACGAAGCCUACCUCAAUCUGCCGAAUGUGAAGCGCCUCUCUUACCUCCAAUAUCUUGACAAUUUUGACGCCUUUGAGCCUCCGCGCCUACCCAUCAAGAGACAAAACAAAGUGACCGACUCAUACCUGAAGUAUGUGGCGGAUCUAGCCAGCUAUCUUGAGAGCUUUGUGCGAAGAACGAAGCCUCUGGAUGAUCUUCCGAAACUCUUCCUUCGCCUAGAUCGGGAGUUUGAGACUGCGUGGAACGAGGGCUCUGUUCCUGGGUGGUCCAAAGAGGAGUCGGCCAGCACAGCAUCAGGCGGACCGCAAACUGAAGGUACAGGCUCCGGAAUCUGGUGCCCAGAAUGUGAAAAGGAAUUCGGCAAUCCCAAUGUCUACAAAGCGCAUCUUACGGGCAAGAAACAUCUGCGAAAUGUGGAGAAUAAGAAAGGCGCAAGCAACGGUGUAGCCAAAUCGUUCUCCAGCUCACUUUCGGGCGCAGCAUUGAAGGAGCGCGUGAUCGCAUCCCACGAAUCGCGGAUCCGCGCUCUAGCAGACCUGUUGUCCAACGAGCGCAGCAACACACGAGUGAAUGUGGAGCGCAAGCAAGGCAUGACAGAGCGGGAGCGACAAGCCGAACUAGACGCGCUCUUCGCCGAAGAUGAUGCGGCAGUCGCGGCGGCAGAACGACGAGGCGGGGACCAUGGCGACGACUCGGGCUCAGACAGCGACAACGAAGAGAAGGUCUACAACCCGCUGAAGCUGCCACUGGCGUGGGACGGCAAACCGAUCCCUUACUGGCUAUACAAGCUGCACGGGCUGGGCGUGGAAUUCUCGUGCGAGAUCUGCGGCAACUUCGUGUACAUGGGACGGCGGGCUUUCGAUAAGCAUUUCAGCGAGGCGCGCCACGUCUACGGCCUGAAGUGUCUGGGCAUCACCGGUUCUGGAACCGGCGGCCUGACGCUGUUCCGUGAGAUCACGGGGAUCCAGGAUGCGUUGACCCUGUGGGAGAAGAUCCGGCAGGAGAAGCGUGAUAAGGACUCCAAGGAUGAUGGGGUUGUGCAGAUGGAGGACGGCGAGGGAAAUGUCAUGCCUGAGCGCAUAUACCUUGAUCUGCAGAAGCAGGGUAUUCUGUAA